Cyprinodon tularosa is the source of this 480-nucleotide messenger RNA. RefSeq names its product chromosome unknown C5orf63 homolog (gene cunh5orf63). The coding region runs from base 110 to 433 and encodes 107 amino acids. The transcript is spliced from 4 exons. Lineage: Eukaryota; Metazoa; Chordata; Actinopteri; Cyprinodontiformes; Cyprinodontidae. The record is from RefSeq and is a predicted model, not a curated record.
UUCUUCUUCUUCUGCCUCUUCUUCUUCUGGCCAGGCGUUCAGAGUUGCUUGUUCCCCACGUCCUCGAACACCGCUGGCAGCAGAUAAAGGACCUCGCUGAGCAGAGAGGAUGUUUGUUCACAGGACGCUGUGCAGCCGUCCUGCUCUGCAGCUCUACAGACUGUUUUCCUCCAAAUCUUUACCUACUCUCACUCUGUUCACAAAGGAUCCUUGUCCUCUGUGUGAUGAAGCUAAAGAACUGCUGCAACCUUUCAAACACAGGUUCGUCCUGCAGCAGGUGGACAUCAGUCUUCCAGAAAACAGGCAGUGGUGGGAAAAGUACAAGUGGGACAUCCCGGUGUUCCACCUGAACGGCCGGUUUGUGAUGAAACACGGUGUGGAUGCCGCGCUGCUGGACAAACUGCUUCAGGAUGUGGAGAAGCAGAACCUGUGAUGAAGAUCUCCUCUGUUGAAGCUUCAAUAAAGGCCUCUGCUCCAUCA